AUGUGGCUGGAGAAACGGCCUCAAGAGAAGUCUGUGAAAAUCAAUUGGCAAAAUUUGUGUGCCAUUAGAGACAAGGGUCUCUAUUUCCUGGUUGCAGCCAUCGUGGCCACACUAACCUUUACCGUAAAUGCUGGCUUACUGGAUAAAAUUUACCCCACUGUGAUGGAGAAAUUCUACAGUUUGGUGCCCACAAAAGAGGGUUAUCGCUUCAAUCUAGAAGAACCGAAUGGCAGCAAGCGUGAGGAAAUCGGUGUGGUUAUGAAUCCGGGCACAAAGGAUGAAGAACUAGUCAUCAUGGGUACCUACACAGUUUACGACGAGAAGACAGACACCGAAACGAUUACCAUGUACACAGCUGAUAAGGAUGGUUACAAGCCACGCUAUAUGAUCAAGAAUCGUAAAUUGAGCCCUGGUGCAUUGAAAUCUGCAGCUGGUUAA
Molecule: messenger RNA, 438 nt
Organism: Ceratitis capitata (Mediterranean fruit fly)
Lineage: Eukaryota; Metazoa; Arthropoda; Insecta; Diptera; Tephritidae
Exons: 3
Coding region: 1-438 (145 amino acids)
Source: RefSeq, a predicted model, not a curated record